Molecule: messenger RNA, 2045 nt
Organism: Plectropomus leopardus (leopard coralgrouper)
Lineage: Eukaryota; Metazoa; Chordata; Actinopteri; Perciformes; Serranidae
Source: RefSeq, a predicted model, not a curated record
AUGACUGUGCUGCUAAAACGGGACACUAAGCUGCUGCUCGGUACCACCGCCAACACGUUUGAUACGUGUUUCUCAUCGCUCUGGACCCUCUGUACCCGUCCCAGUGUUCGUGGGAGACGUUCGGCUAUUGCCACCGGGGGAGGAUUUAAUGACAGAGACGCUGAAGGUCUGUCCCCUCUGAAGCUCUCCGGACAGCUCAACAGCCUGGGCUGCUCCGUCACCUUCCACCAAGGAGAGAGUGUCAGCAUGGUCAAGCUCAUCGAGCAGUGUCAGCUCAGUCUGGUCAUCAUCCAGGUGAGACAGGACACCUCACACAGCCUCUUAUGGACACUCGGCUACAUUUCUGUCAUCGCUCUGGACCCUCUGUACCCGUCCCAGUGUUCGUGGGAGACGUUCGGCUACGCCACCGGGGGAGGAUUUAAUGACAGAGACGCUGAAGGUCUGUCCCCUCUGAAGCUCUCCGGACAGCUCAACAGCCUGGGCUGCUCCGUCACCUUCCACCAAGGAGAGAGUGUCAGCAUGGUCAAGCUCAUCGAGCAGGCACGACACACAACUUACGGCAUCCGCAAGUGCUUCCUUUUCCUGUUGCAGUGUCAGCUCAGUCUGGUCAUCAUCCAGUUCUUUGCCUGUCUAGCUCAGCUUCCUCCUCCCAUGAACACCACUGACAUCCUGUGGCUGUCCUGCUUCAGCUGCCCACUGCUAAGUGUGUCUUUUUUGGGGAAGCCACCAGACAGUUCGGUGAUGACAGUCGCCACAGGGAAGAACCUAGAUGCCAUUCCAAGGAAGACCCAGAACUACUUCCUCGGCUGUUUCCUGUUGAAGUUCGGCCUGACGGUGUGUGCCUACCUGCUGGCCUUUGGGUUCACCCUGCAGGAACUCUGCCUCCGAAGCAGCAACUCCAUCUUAGCUGACAACAGCUCAGUCACCUGCCUUCACCUGCUCACAGCCAGCUCUAAUGCAGACGCUCCUCGCUGGUUCAGUGAGCUGUCCAACGGCCUGCUGCUGACUCAGAAGGUCAUGGCAGCGUUCCUCGUUUUACACACAGUGGUGAUCUCCCUCAGCUACGUGCACCGCUCUCGGCCUCUGUGGAAAAAGAGUCCCCUCAGCAACACCUGGUGGUGUCUCACUGUACCUGUGAUUCUGCUCAGCCAGAUUGUUCAGGCCACAGUGGAUUACCAGUUAUGGCGCGCCCAGGGCAGCCUGCUGACCUUUAACCUGGCUGAUAUACCCCUGCUGGCCUGGCUGCUGGUCUCUCUGUCCCCGCUGCUGGUGGUGGUGGUCAACGAAGUGGUGAAGCUACAUGAGAUACGGGUGCGAGUUCGCUACCAGAAGAGACAGAAGCUGCAGUUUGAAACAAAGCUGGGGAUGAAUUCUCCGUUCUGAUGUGUUCCCAUUUGAGGAAAUUGGAGUUGCGGCAAUACUGGGAAACUAUCAGCUCUGCUGGUAAACAGGGAAGGUCAGGGUGCAAACACUGCAAAACCCUCCGUUAACACUUCAGCCCAACAGCACUGCAACCAUCAGCUGGAGCACAUAUCAACCAAGUGUCAUGGUGGGGGCUCCUUGACACGGAUGUUUUAGCUCCUGGGUCUGUUUAUUUAAAGAGAGUUGAUGUUUUAUUCGAAGGGCAGGGAAAAUUCCAAAGUAUUCAUUUCUGUUUAAUAGAAAAGAGCCAAAAAUAGGCAACUAUUUCUUGUCCGGUUUUAGUUCGUUUUAACGGCAUGAAGAAUGUUUUCUGAAGAGGUUUAUGCUUUCUCACUAUCACAAACUGUUCUCCAUCUCUGGUAGACUUGUGCAUGGUCGCUCUCAUCUCCAGGAAUGCCCCCCGGGCCCCCAACAAAGGAUGUUUUAUUAAAAUUCAUUUUAAUGUCACUAGAUCAUAUACACACAUGGGGAAAAAAUAAGGCUGAAAAGAAAGUAUCAUGGAGCCCCAAAGUGUUCAAUAUUAAAGAAACAAAUGGGUCUAGGUAUCAUUGAGUGAUUUGUCUUUUAAAAAAAACAAACAAACCAAAACACAAUGGUUUUCACUUCUUUUUUUAAAAUAUCCA